Messenger RNA from Equus quagga, 1216 nucleotides. RefSeq names its product complement C1q and tumor necrosis factor-related protein 9A. Gene Ontology annotation, molecular function: protein binding. The record is from RefSeq and is a predicted model, not a curated record. The transcript is spliced from 5 exons. NCBI's taxonomy places the organism in Eukaryota, Metazoa, Chordata, Mammalia, Perissodactyla, Equidae. Bases 215 to 1216 code for a protein of 333 amino acids.
AUUUUCUUUCCUUGGCCCUUAAUUCCUGGUUUGCCCAGCACCUGGGUGCAGCCCACAGCCCUGGGGGUCAGCGUGUUCCAUUAUUCAAAAUCACUGCCGACGGUCGUCUUCACGCUGCGGGGGUAGCAGCAAGCUGGACACAGGCUGCCUCUGUUGAGUGCAAAACUGGUGAAGGAGCCACAGAAGGACAAAGUUCAGCUCUGAUACCUGAGCCAUGAGGAUCUGGUGGCUGCUGCUUGUCACUGGAAUCUGCACAGGGAAGGUGAACUCACAGGACACGUGCAGGCAGGGGCACCCUGGCAUCCCGGGGAAUCCCGGUCACAACGGCUUGCCUGGAAGAGAUGGACGAGAUGGAGCAAAGGGUGACAAAGGGGACGCAGGAGAACCAGGACGUCCUGGUGGUCCAGGGAAGGAUGGGGUGAAUGGAGAGAAAGGAGAACGAGGAGCAGAUGGAAAAGUUGAAGCAAAAGGUGUCAAAGGUGAUCAAGGCUCAAGAGGAUCCCCAGGGAAACACGGGCCAAAGGGAUUCGUUGGGCCCAUGGGAGAGAAAGGCCUCAGAGGAGAGACUGGCCCUCAAGGGCAAAAGGGGGAUAAAGGUGAUGUGGGUCCCACUGGUCCAGAAGGGCUCAAGGGCAACACAGGACUGUCAGGCCCACCCGGCCUCCCUGGCCCCAUAGGCCCCAUUGGAAAGCCUGGUCCCAAGGGAGAUGCUGGACCCUUGGGGCCCCAGGGUGAGCCAGGAGUCCGGGGAAUGAGAGGCUGGAAGGGGGAUCGAGGAGAAAAAGGGAAAAUUGGUGAGACUCCAGUCUUGCCAAAAAGUGCUUUCACUGUGGGGCUCACAGUGCUGAGCAAGUUUCCUUCUUCAGAUGUACCCAUUAAAUUUGACAAGAUCCUGUAUAACGAAUUCAACCAUUUUGACAUAGCCACGGGGAAAUUCACUUGCCACAUUGCUGGGGUCUAUUACUUCACCUACCACGUCACUGUUUUCUCCAGGAACGUUCAGGUAUCUUUGGUCAAAAAUGGAGUAAAAAUAUUGCACACCAAGGAUGGGUACACGAGCUCUGAGGACCAGGCCUCGGGUGGCACCAUCCUGCAGCUGAAGCUUGGGGACGAGGUGUGGGUGCAGGUGACAGGAGGGGAGAGGUUCAAUGGCUUGUUUGCAGACGAGGAUGAUGAUACAACUUUCACAGGCUUCCUUUUGUUCAGCAGCUCAUGA